Molecule: messenger RNA, 926 nt
Organism: Schistocerca gregaria
Lineage: Eukaryota; Metazoa; Arthropoda; Insecta; Orthoptera; Acrididae
Exons: 4
Coding region: 20-358 (112 amino acids)
Source: RefSeq, a predicted model, not a curated record
CCGUUCCUCGGGGCCAAGGAUGAAUGUGCUCGAGCUGAUGAACUCCAUGAUGGAAACGGAUGGUGGUGCAGACGACGAUCGGCGUGCCAGCAGGAUCAGCACACGAGACAGCACCAUCUCAACUUCGCAGUCCAUCUCUAUGCGUCAGUCAGAAGAUGAAAUUCAAAGACGUAGUAUGAGGGCGAUAGACAGCGAGACUGGACCCACACAUCAUCGGUCGAAGAAUAUGGGCAUCUCCGUAAAUUCCGGACUGGCGCACAGCAACGCUGAUGUAGAAACAUUGAGCCGCCGCCAGUCGCUUAGGUCGCGCAAGGGAGCUGCUGAUCGUCGACAUUCAGACGAAAGGAGGCGGAAGUGACACCACUCGAACCUGCUGUCACGUGGCCGCGUCCUCGUGUUAUUAUAGUACCCAGUAGUUGGUGUAACCUGGCUCAGCAGAUACAACAUGAAACAUUACUUUUUAACUUGUGUUUUGUAAGUAGAGAAACAUAAACAUUUAUUAGUUACUCAGAACGUUGACAAAAUCAAGAAGUAAAACAGGGCUUAUCUCAAAUUUUGUUUUAUAUUUAUCAGUUUCCAGAAGUCCAAAACAACAGCAGUACGAUAUGUAACAUUACACAUAUUUUAAUGUUAUGAGAAAAAAAAUCAAGCUUUCUCUAGGCAGUGACAGACACAAGCCUCAAAUUCUAAGGACAAUAAUCAUUUUUAAAAGAUAUGAUCUAAUAAAAUAAAAUGAAGACUAGUAUGAAACGAAAAAUCAUUUUGGUUUGUUCCAUAGACUACGAUUCCAUUCUACAAGUGAAGGAUGAAGGUGACUAUUAAAAUAUUCAUCCGACAUUAUAGACAAACUAUCACUGUAACCAUAAUGUCGUAAAAGAACUAUGACAUAGAGACAGACUUGAUAGUAGUCACACCACAGAGCAACU